CUGAGGUAGAUCAUGAAAUAAAUCCUGGACCUAUGAAUAUCCAGUUUGAUUCAUCAGAUCUAAGAUCCAAAAGGCAGUCAGCAUCUCGAUGAAAACUGUUGGAAAAGAAAAACUUUCAGAGUCAUUCUGCUCUCAGAGUACCCAAGCCAACUAAACGGGUACAGUUAACACUUCUUGAGAAGUGAAUGCCUUGCCUUGGUACAUCCCAUUUCUAAUGGAGGACAAGAAGUUAUUUUCUUCAAUGGCUCACUUCCAGAAUUUCUGGCUGAACGUUCUUUGUCAAGUGUAUAUUCCCUUCUCUAGGCCUUUCUAUAUAGAGCCCACAAACAUCGUCAAUGUGAAUGAUGUCAUUCAGAGGGUUAGUGACCAUGCCUCUGCCAUGAACAAGAGGAUUCAUUACUACAGCCGGCUCACUGCUCCUGCAGACAAGGCACUGAUUGCCCCAGAUCAUGUAGUUCCAUCUCCAGAAGAGUGCUAUGUAUAUAGUCCACUGGGUUCUGCUUACAAACUUCAAAGUUACACUGAAGGAUAUGGUAAAAACACCAGUUUAGUAACCAUUUUUAUGAUUUGGAAUACCAUGAUGGGAACAUCUAUACUAAGUAUUCCUUGGGGCAUAAAACAGGCUGGAUUUACUACUGGAAUGUGUAUCAUCAUGCUGAUGGGCCUUUUAACACUUUAUUGCUGCUACAGAGUAGUGAAAUCACGGGCUAUGAUCUCGUCAGUGGAUACCACUACCUGGGAAUAUCCAGAUGUCUGCAGACAUUAUUUUGGCUCCUUUGGACAGUGGUCGAGUCUCCUUUUCUCCUUGGUGUCUCUCGUUGGAGCAAUGAUAGUUUAUUGGGUGCUUAUGUCUAAUUUUCUUUUUAACACUGGAAAGUUUAUUUUUAAUUUUAUUCAUCACAUUAAUGACACAGACACUGUACUGAGUACCAAUGAUAGCAACCCUGUGAUUUGUCCAAGUGCCGGGAAUGGUGGCCAUCUUGACAAUGGCUCUAUCAUUUUCUACGCCAAUGACACAGGACUCCAACAGUUUGAAAAGUGGUGGAAUAAGUCCAGAACAGUACCUUUUUACCUCAUAGGGCUCCUCCUGCCACUGCUCAAUUUCAAAUCUCCUUCAUUUUUUUCAAAAUUUAAUAUCCUAGGCACAGUGUCCGUUCUCUAUUUGAUUUUCCUCGUCACCUUUAAGGCUAUUCACUUGGGAUUUCAUUUGGAAUUUCAUUGGUUUAUGCCAACAGAAUUUUUUGUACCAGAGAUAAGAUUUCAGUUUCCACAGCUGACUGGAGUGCUUACCCUUGCUUUCUUUAUUCAUAAUUGUAUUAUCACACUCCUAAAGAACAACAAGAACCAAGAAAACAAUGUGAGGGACUUGUCCAUUGCUUAUAUGCUGGUGACAUUAACUUAUCUCUAUAUUGGAGUCCUCGUUUUUGCUUCAUUUCCUUCACCACCGUUAUCCAAAGAUUGUAUAGAGCAGAAUUUUUUAGACAACUUCCCUAGCAGUGACAUCCUGUCCUUCAUUGCAAGGAUAUUCCUGCUGUUCCAGAUGAUGACUGUGUACCCACUCCUAGGCUACUUGGCUCGUGUCCAGCUGUUGGGCCAUGUCUUCGGUGACAUUUAUCCUAGCAUUCUCCACGUGCUGGUUCUUAAUCUAAUUAUUGUGGGAGCUGGAGUGAUCAUGGCCUGUUUCUACCCAAACAUAGGAGGAAUCAUAAGAUAUUCAGGAGCAGCAUGCGGCCUGGCCUUUGUAUUCAUAUAUCCAUCUCUCAUCUAUAUCAUUUCCCUCCACCAAGAAGAGCGUCUGACGUGGCCUAAAUUAAUCUUUCACAUUUUCAUCAUCAUUUUGGGCCUGGCUAACCUGAUUUUUCAGUUUUUUAUGUGAAAUACUCAACUAUCUUCUCAAGACCUUUCAUUUUGAACUUUGACAACAGUUCCACAUAAAUUCACUUGUAAAUGCUGUUAUUGCCGUAAUUCUAAAUGUUUUCCUAAGAUAAUUUGAAAACAAGGGAAAUAGUGGUUCAUUAAUAAGUAAUUUUGAUUAGAGUGGGGAAAGGGGCAAUAAGACUGAUCUUAGUCUCUUUACUUUUUUCAUAUUCACUCACCUCUUCAUUCUCAUCUUUUCUGAAUAGAAGUGUAUGCUUUUAGGAAAAAUCAUGCUGGGUUUUGCUUUUAGAGAUAUGAGGUAGGUGGGUUUAUUUUGGCUACAAUAAAGAUUCUCAGGGUGUCAUAGCAAUGUAUAUCUCCAGAUCCUGUUUCUGCUUUAUGUUUCACCAUAUUCACUUUCAUUUGAUUACUUGCUAGACCAUUUUUGCAGUUUGCCCAAACCCUUACUGUUUGGGACCGUAAACCAAAUACCUCAUUUUUAAAAAGAAG
Ceratotherium simum simum (southern white rhinoceros) is the source of this 2367-nucleotide messenger RNA. Lineage: Eukaryota; Metazoa; Chordata; Mammalia; Perissodactyla; Rhinocerotidae. The record is from RefSeq and is a predicted model, not a curated record.